Molecule: messenger RNA, 1683 nt
Organism: Podarcis muralis (Common wall lizard)
Lineage: Eukaryota; Metazoa; Chordata; Lepidosauria; Squamata; Lacertidae
Gene: CCDC172
Product: coiled-coil domain containing 172
Cellular component (GO): cytoplasm
Source: RefSeq, a predicted model, not a curated record
AGGGCUUGUUGUGGACCGAGCCGCCUCACAGGAAGAGGGAAGAGGCAGCUGGGUGGUUCUGUGUGGGCGAGGAGCAAAGGAACAAAAUACAAGUAGUUGCCAAGGCACCACUUUCAAGCAAGCUCCCUCGUAUUUGAGCUCAGCGCUCUGGCUGAAAAGGGCAUUUCUCGUUUUCCCUUUCCAGGAGACAGCUAAAAUGAGCCUAGGCUCCUUGUUCCAGUAUAUCUUCCUGACGGAGCAAAAAGUAGAGGGCAUGCAACGUCUCAUGCACCAAGUUAAACAGGAAAUAACCCUAGCUAAUGAAAGAGCUAAACAAUUCACAGAACAACUGGAUGGAGAAAAAAGAAAGUUGGAAUCAGAGGCUCAGUUGCUAUCUGGAAAGCUAUUAGACUUGGAGCUUUUGAAGAAAAGAGAAGAGGGCUUAGAAAGCCAGAAAGCUGAACUUCUUAAUCAGAAGAGUAUUUUGCUUGAAACAUUUAUGGGUACAAAGAAAAAAAUUGCCAUAGAAGAUGAGAGAUUUUUGAAGGAAAUUACAGAGUUCAACAGUGAAUAUGGGUUAACAUCCAAAAGGGAGCUUUUAAUUAAAAAAAGAGUCAAGGCUGAAAUAUGUGAAUUAGGGGAAAAAGAAAAUGUUUUGAGAAAUGAAAUAGAGUCAAUGAAACAUGAAAAUUCUCAGUUAAAAAUGUUUCAGCUGCAGAAGAAUGAACUGAAGAAGGAUUUGUGUACUUUUCAGAGAAAACUCAAAGAUCUUGAAGAAGAAAUAAGAGAAGCUAAAAACACCACAAAGUGUUUAGAAACAGAAAAAAAUAAAAUUUCUGAAAAACCGCAGACCGAUCCAGAAUGUGCAAGGCUUAAAAAGAAAUUGGAGAGUUACAGAGAAGAUGAAAUGGAAAAUGCCUGUGAGGCUCUUCAAACGGAAAUUGAAUUUCUGCAGAUGAAACUGUUAUACAAAAAAAAAUCUCCAGUCAAAUAAAUAACAUAUGGUGGAUUGAUUCAAAUGUCAGAGAAACAAGUCUUUGUAGCAUUUGAGUAAAUGCUGCUUUUGUAAGCCUUUGUUGUUAAAUUUAUCAUCCUCUGCAUUUCCUGCUAGUAAAACAUGGAACCUGUUUUUCGCAACACAUAUUGUAUCUUUUCUUUCGUCUGUUCAUUAGCAAGGGUGUCUAGCAACUGUAAACAAAUCAUUUUCUUUUUGCUGAGAGAUUUUUUUUUUGGCAGUGUUCCCAUUCCCAUAUUCAACAUUAAAAGCCUGCCUGCAUUCUAUCUUCACCAGCUCUGGCAGAAGCACACAAUUCAACAUAACGUGGACCUUGUCACUAUUAUCUCAAUGCUGUGCUUGUCUGUGCAAUUUCCCAGUGCUGUCAGGUUUCUUGUGUGCUUCCCCGACCCCUUUUAAACCAGGAAAAGGAAACAAUGGUGCUCCCUUCUGAGUCAGUGCUACCAGAAGGAGAUUUUCUAUGAAUAUUUAGCCACAUUCUCUUUUAGUGUUUAAUGUAGAUUUAUUUCAGCCUAUGAUCCCUUUUUAAUAAGUUUCAGCAGAGGUUUGGAUGCUUGUUAUUUCUUAUUGUCUUGCUCAGGUAGAACUUAGUCUAACUUUCUCUAAAGGUCAUUUUAGAUCUAACAUGUCAUAUAUGAAUAUUGUCUAUUAAUCUGACUUAACAAUCAUUAUUUUUAAACUGAUUGCUU